This is a messenger RNA of Olea europaea var. sylvestris, 914 nucleotides long. Its product is annotated as glycine-rich cell wall structural protein-like. NCBI's taxonomy places the organism in Eukaryota, Viridiplantae, Streptophyta, Magnoliopsida, Lamiales, Oleaceae. The transcript has 3 exons. The record is from RefSeq and is a predicted model, not a curated record. Bases 45 to 743 code for a protein of 232 amino acids.
AACAUAAAUCAAGUUUCUUCUUUCUUAACAAUCAGUUAUAGCAAAUGGGUUCCAAGACAAUUCUUCUACUUGGCCUUCUGGCUAUGGUUCUUUUGAUUGCAUCAGAAGUGUCAGCCCGGGAAUUGUCUCAAACUUCCACCCAUAAGGAGGCUGAGAAGACAAAUGGGGUUGAAGAAUCCAAGUAUCAAGAAGGCGGAUAUGGAGGAUACCCUGGUGGCGGUUACCCCGGUGGUGGAUAUGGAGGAAACCGAGGAGGAUACCCUGGUGGCGGUUCCCCCGGUGGUGGAUACGGAGGAAACCGUGGAGGAUACCCUGGUGGCGGUUCCCCCGGUGGUGGAUACGGAGGAAACCGAGGAGGAUACCCUGGUGGCGGUUCCCCCGGUGGCGGAUACGGAGGAAACCGUGGAGGAUACCCUGGUGGCGGUUCCCCCGGUGGUGGAUACGGAGGAAACCGUGGAGGAUACCCUGGUGGCGGUUACCCCGGUGGUGGAUAUGGAGGAAACCGAGGAGGAUACCCUGGUGGCGGUUCCCCCGGUGGCGGAUACGGAGGAAACCGUGGAGGAUACCCUGGUGGCGGUUCCCCCGGUGGUGGAUACGGAGGAAACCGUGGAGGUCGUGGUGGCGGAGGAGGCUACUGCCGCUAUGGCUGCUGUGGCCAGAGCUAUUACCGAGGGGGUUGCCGGUGCUGUACAUAUGCAGGUGAGGCAGUGGGUGCUGAACCUGAAGCAAAGCCUCACAACUAAAUCCCACCUCAGAAAUGCUGUGUUUUCUUAAACGUUGUUGUAUCUUACGUAUGAAUAGGAGGCUGAGUGAUGUACAAUAUCCAUUUAUUGUGGAUGCAUGGUUUGUACUUUGUACCAGUUAUGCCUCAGCCGUAUGAGUUAAAAUAAUGCAACAUUAUGCUUCGUUUUGCA